This is a messenger RNA of Molossus molossus (Pallas's mastiff bat), 4321 nucleotides long. RefSeq names its product EGF like, fibronectin type III and laminin G domains (gene EGFLAM). The coding region runs from base 210 to 3287 and encodes 1025 amino acids. Gene Ontology annotation, molecular function: calcium ion binding; protein binding. Lineage: Eukaryota; Metazoa; Chordata; Mammalia; Chiroptera; Molossidae. The transcript has 24 exons. The record is from RefSeq and is a predicted model, not a curated record.
GCUGGCAGCCGGCUGCACUCCCGCACGCCCAGGUCCCUGCUGCCGCCCUGCCUCCCUGGACUCCGCAGCUGCUGCUGGUCCCGCGCCCUCAGCCCCCACUCCUGACCCGGGCCAGGGGUCCGCGGGGUCAGCGUCCUACACGCCCCCAGGAGACGCCCUUUUCCUGCGCGCCCCGGACUUGGUGAAACUUUGCGGGCGCCCGCGGGGAAAUGGAUUUAAUCCAAGGCAUCUUGUUCUGGUUCUUGCUCCUGGCUUCCAGUCUCCGACCCGGCUCCCCUUCGCUUGGAGAAGCUCUCCGAAGACCAGGCAAGGUGGGGCCUCCUCUGCACGUCGUGCUGGAUGCAUUGAACUGUACGGCUUUCAGCGUCCGGUGGAAGAUGCCAAGGCAUCCCGGGCACCCCGUCACUGGGUACACGGUCUCUUACUGUGCAGUCGGCACAGACACACCACCGCAGGAGCGGCACCGGAGCGGGUCCCUGGGCCGGGCCACCGCCACCACCGGGCAGUCUGAUCAUCAGGUGCUUUUUGAGGAAGUGAUCGGAGAUUUGAAACCAGGCACCGAAUAUCAAGUGAGUGUAGCAGCUUCCAGCCUGACAGGCAAAGGGUGGCUCAGCUCUCCUCAGCAUGUUACCACCUUGCCCCAAGAGUCCUGCCUGCCUCCAUCAGCACCUCAGCGGCCGCACGUCACUGUGGUUUCUGCGUCUGAGGUGGCCAUAUCUUGGAAACCUGGAGAGAGUGAAGGAAGCUCCCCUAUUCAGUACUAUUCUGUGGAAUUUAUCAGACCAGAUUUCGACAAGAGUUGGACCUUAAUCCAAGAACGGAUCCAGAUGGACUCCAUGGUCAUCAAAGGCCUCAGUCCAGACACCAACUACCAGUUUGCCGUGAGGGCCACGAAUCCCCACGGUUCCAGCCUCCGCAGCCAGCCCAGCACCACCAUCCGGACCCCCGGCCCGGAGGAGGCGGGGAGCGGCCGCUACGGACCCUAUUAUCUAACGGACACGGGGGUCAAUGAGGAUGAUGAAGGAUUGGAAGACGAUUUAGAUUUGGAUAUCUCUUUUGAGGAGGUUAAGCCACUUCCUGCUCUCAAAGGAGGGAAUAAGAAAUUACUGGUGGAAUCCACCAUCGCACCAAGAUCAAACCCAAAGACGGUUUCUAGGCUUGCCCCCCCGACCCUAGCCUCUCUUCCUAUGACUGCGGUGGCCCCCCAGCCCACCCCGGAGACCAGAGAAGGAAAGAAGGGCGUGCCCACGAUGCCCAGGCUCUUCGACUUGCCUUGUGAUGAAACGCUCUGCCCUGCCGGCAGCUUUUGUGCCAAUGACGACACCUGGGGGCACUCCCGGUGCCACUGCAGCCUGGGCAAAGGUGGCGAGAGCUGCUCGGAAGAUAUUGUUAUACAGUAUCCUCAGUUCUUCGGCCACUCUUACGUAACCUUUGAACCUCUGAAGAACUCCCAUCAGGCAUUUCAAAUCACUCUCGAAUUUAGGGCAGAGGCGGAGGACGGCUUGCUGCUCUACUGCGGGGAGGACGAGCACGAGAGAGGCGACUUCAUGUCCCUGGCCAUCAUCCGGCGCUCACUGCAAUUCAGGUUCAACUGCGGCACUGGGGUGGCCAUCAUCGUGAGUGAGACCAAAAUCAAGCUGGGGGCCUGGCACACGGUCACGCUCUACAGAGACGGGCUGAACGGGCUGCUGCAGCUGAACAACGACACGCCGGUGACAGGCCAGUCCCAGGGCCAGUACAGUAAAAUUACCUUCCGGACACCCCUGUAUCUCGGUGGAGCUCCCAGCACUUACUGGUUGGUCCGAGCAACGGGAACACACCGAGGCUUCCAAGGCUGCGUGCAGUCGCUCACGGUGAACGGAGAGAGAAUCGACCUGAGGCCCUGGCCACUGGGGAAAGCCCUCAGCGGGGCCGAUGUGGGCGAGUGCAGCAGCGGCGUCUGCGAUGACACCUCGUGCGUCCACGGUGGCACCUGCUCGGCCGUCAAAGCUGACGCCUACAUUUGCCUCUGUCCCCUCGGAUUUAAAGGUCGGCACUGUGAAGACGCUUUCACCUUGACCAUCCCUCAGUUCAGAGAGUCCCUGAGAUCCUAUGCGGCCACGCCCUGGCCCCUGGAGCCCCGGCAUUACCUUUCCUUCAUGGAGUUCGAGAUCACCUUUCGGCCGGACUCGGGCGACGGCGUCCUCCUGUACAGCUAUGACAUAGGCAGCAAAGACUUCCUGUCCAUCAACAUGGCAGGGGGCCACGUGGAGUUCCGCUUUGACUGUGGCUCUGGGACGGCCAUUCUCAGGAGCGAAGCCCCCCUGGCCCUCGGCCACUGGCACGAGCUGCACGUGUCCCGCACGGCGAGGAGCGGCCUCUUACAGGUGGACAAGCAGAAGGUCGUGGAGGGCAUGGCGGAGGGUGGCUUCACACAGAUUAACUGCAACGCGGACAUUUUCAUCGGCGGCGUCCCCAGUUACGACGAGGUGAAGAGCAAGUCGGGCGUCCUAAAGCCAUUCAGUGGGAGCAUCCAGAAGAUCACCCUGAACGACCGCACCAUCCACGUGAAGCGUGACUUCACCUGGGGCGUGAACGUGGACAAUGCAGCCCACCCCUGCGUGGCCGCGCCCUGUGCCCACGGGGGCAGCUGCCGGCCCCGGAAGGAGGGCUACGACUGCGACUGCCCCUUGGGCUUCGAGGGUCUGCACUGCCAGAAAGAGUGUGGGAACUACUGUCUCAACACCAUCACAGAAGCCAUCGAGAUGCCGCAGUUCAUCGGCCGCAGCUACCUGACCUAUGACAGUCCAGACGUCCUCAAGAGGGUGUCAGGAUCAAGAUCCAACGUGUUCAUGCGGUUUAAGACCAGUGCCAAGGACGGCCUGCUGCUGUGGAGGGGGGACAGCUCCAUGUCCAACAGUGACUUCAUUUCCCUGGGCCUUCGAGAGGGAGCCCUGGUGUUCAGCUAUAACCUGGGCAGUGGUGUGGCAUCCAUCACGGUGAACGGCUCCUUCAAUGAUGGUCGGUGGCACCGGGUCAAGGCUGUUCGGGACGGCCAGUCGGGGAAGAUGACUGUGGAUGACUACGGGGCCAGGACAGGCAAGUCGCCGGGCCUGAUGCGGCAGCUCAACUUCAACGGACCCCUAUAUGUGGGUGGCAUGAACGAGAUCGCUCUGCACACCAACAGGCAGUACACGCGAGGCCUCGUGGGCUGCAUCUCUCACUUCACCCUGUCCACCGACUACCACGUCUCCCUCGUGGAAGACGCCGUGGAUGGGAAAAACAUCAACACUUGUGGAGCCAAGUAACAGCAGCUGGCCUUGCCCAAGGCACAGAGCCUUCUAUCCUGAGACCCCGGGCCCUGAGACCCUGCCCGAGGCUGAAUGCCGUGACAGAGGCAGGGGCCCAGGUGUGUUUCCUCUCAUCAAGGAGGAAGGACGCCCUGAUGAGAAACUGGAACCAAGAUGGGAGUCUCUGUGUGGCCCUUCCUGCCGACCCUGUGGGCCCAACCCAGCGGGAUCCUCGGUGUAGGAAGCAUUGAACCUCGUCCACUGUGCGGUGGCUGCCAGAGAUCACACGUGAAGGCCAGUUCCAGAGCCGUCUGCUGUAGUCAAGGACUGUGUUGUGAUUCAUAGUGCAUUAAACAAAGAAAGGAGAGAGAGAGAGAGAGAGAGAGAGAGAGAGAGAGAGAGAGAGGAGACCCAAAAGGCAGUGUUAAAAUACUUCUCUCCUUCCCUGACUCAUGACACUUACUGACGGCAGAAUGACUGUGUAACCUUGAACCUGGGAUUUCUCACCUUGACCCAUGAAGUGUUAGGAGUGACCCCUUCCUCUCCACACCGGCUGGUUCAAUGUGCUCGGACUGUUCCAUGAAAAUAAGGAUGAGGGGAGACUGGACGCAGAGUCAUAAUCACAAUGCUGGUCCCUAAAGUUGACCUUUAGUGAGAAAUCCUUACUUUUUAUAAUGCUUAUCAAAGAAAAUGGGCACCCCGAUUUUGUAGCUGUCCUUUUGUAUGUGUAUAUUUUUAUAGCCGCAGAUUGUCCCCACAGUAUAAUUUUGCAAGUUUGGGUGGGCAACCCUGAAUUCUUUGCACAGUUCCUAAAAACUUUCUCCCAGAGGAGACUUGUCGGGCCCUCAGUGCAUCCGUGGAGGGGGGUGGGCAGCUUGGGGUAGGCAGGCUCUCGGGAAGCUGACCAUUCUCUGUUGGUAAAUGUUGACGGCUCAAGGAAGUGAAUCUGGAGCUUCCACAAUAAGCAGAUGAAAAGGUACAUGUGUUGCUGAGGGGGAGUCACUGUCAUUUUUGUUUUAAGAGAGGGGGGAUGUCUAUAGUACACAUGAAUA